CAUUCUGCACUCGUAGUCGCCGUCGUUUGGGGCUCGUCGUCAGUCUAGAGAGUAAUAUCGACACGAAAAGAAAAGAAUACGAUUCGAGUGGCUGAAAAGGGAAAUUCCCAACAAAAUAAAAUACACAACGCUGCUGGGUUGAACUUGUUUGCCUGGAGGCGCUGCAGUCGUUGGCGUUAACCAAACGAAAUGGCUGAAGCGGAAGGUGGCUCCGAGCAGGAUGAUGUCUCAUUCCUGAGAACGGAGGACAUGGUCACACUCUCGUGCACAGCGACGGGUGAACGUGUCUGCUUGGCCGCCGAGGGAUUUGGUAAUCGGCAUUGUUUCCUCGAGAACAUUGCCGACAAGAAUGUGCCGCCGGAUCUAUCGCAGUGUGUCUUCGUAAUCGAGCAGGCACUGUCGGUGCGCGCCCUGCAGGAGCUGGUGACGGCGGCGGGAUCCGAGACUGGCAAAGGCACCGGAUCGGGACAUAGGACAUUGCUCUACGGCAAUGCCAUUUUGCUUCGACAUCACAAUAGCGAUAUGUACUUGGCGUGUCUGUCAACUUCGUCGUCCAACGAUAAGUUAUCGUUCGAUGUGGGUCUGCAGGAGCAUAGCCAAGGCGAGGCCUGCUGGUGGACAGUGCAUCCGGCGAGCAAACAGCGCUCUGAGGGUGAGAAGGUGCGCGUCGGUGAUGAUCUGAUUCUGGUGUCCGUGGCCACAGAGCGUUACCUGCAUACGACCAAGGAGAACGAGCAGUCGAUUGUGAAUGCCAGCUUCCAUGUCACCCACUGGUCCGUUCAGCCAUACGGCACGGGUAUCUCCCGCAUGAAGUACGUCGGCUAUGUCUUUGGCGGCGACGUUCUACGCUUCUUUCACGGCGGCGACGAGUGCCUUACCAUACCGAGCACCUGGGGUCGUGAGGCGGGUCAAAACAUUGUCGUUUACGAGGGCGGCGUGGUCAUGGCUCAGGCUCGUUCCCUGUGGCGCCUGGAAUUGGCGCGUACCAAGUGGACGGGCGGUUUCAUCAACUGGUACCAUCCGAUGCGCAUUCGUCACAUAACCACGGGACGCUAUCUGGGUGUCAACGAUAGCAACGAGCUGAUUCUGGUGAAGAAGGAAGAGGCUUCGAUUGCCACGACGACUUUCUGCCUCAGGCAGGAAAAGGACGACGAGAAGAAGGUGCUCGAGGACAAGGAUCUGGAAGUGAUCGGAUCGCCGAUCAUCAAAUACGGUGACACCACCGUCAUUGUCCAGCACUGCGAGACGAGCCUGUGGCUUAGUUACAAGAGCUACGAGACAAAGAAGAAGGGCGUGGGCAAGGUCGAGGAGAAGCAGGCCAUUCUCCAUGAGGAGGGAAAAAUGGACGAUUGCCUUGACUUCUCACGCUCCCAAGAGGAGGAAUCGAAAACGGCGCGUGUCAUCCGCAAGUGCAGCAGCCUUUUCACUCAGUUUAUCACGGCAUUGGAGACCCUGCAAUCGAAUCGCCGACACUCGGUGUUCUUCCAGAAGGUGAACCUCAAUGAGAUGGUCAUGUGUCUGGAGGAUUUAAUCAAUUAUUUCUCUCAACCAGAGGACGAUAUGGAACACGAGGAGAAACAGAAUCGUUUCCGUGCGCUACGCAAUCGUCAGGAUCUGUUCCAGGAGGAGGGCGUUCUCAAUCUGAUACUGGAGGCCAUUGACAAGAUCAAUAUCAUCACGUCCCAGGGCUUCCUGGCCAGCUUUCUCGCUGGCGAUGAGACCGGUCAAAGCUGGGACCUCAUCUCCACGUAUCUCUAUCAACUGCUGGCCGCCAUCAUCAAGGGAAAUCACACGAAUUGCGCUCAGUUUGCGAACAGUAAUCGCCUCAACUGGCUGUUCUCGCGUCUGGGCUCCCAGGCCUCCAGCGAGGGCUCUGGAAUGCUGGAUGUGCUGCACUGUGUGCUCAUCGAUUCGCCCGAGGCGUUGAAUAUGAUGCGGGAUGAGCAUAUCAAGGUAAUUAUCUCACUGCUGGAGAAGCACGGACGUGACCCCAAGGUUCUCGAUGUACUGUGCUCCCUGUGCGUCGGUAACGGCGUGGCCGUGCGCUCCUCCCAGAACAACAUCUGUGACUUCCUGCUGCCGGGCAAGAACCUGCUGCUGCAGACCCUGCUGGUGGACCACGUGGCCAGCAUUCGGCCGAACAUUUUUGUGGGACGUGUGGACGGGUCGUCCAUGUACCAGAAAUGGUACUUUGAGAUCACCAUGGAUCACAUUGAGCAGACGACCCACAUGAUGCCCCAUCUGCGCAUUGGCUGGGCCAACACCUCCGGCUAUGUGCCAUAUCCGGGCGGUGGCAAGAAGUGGGGCGGCAACGGCGUGGGCGAUGAUCUGUACUCAUUUGGCUUCGAUGGCGCCUAUCUGUGGACAGGCGGACGCAAAUCCCUGGUGGUGGAUGCGAUAACCGAGGAACCCUACAUCCGAAAGGGCGAUGUCAUUGGCGUGGCCAUAGAUCUGUCGGUGCCCGUCAUCACGUUCACUUUCAAUGGCGUCAAAGUGCGCGGCUGCUUCCGGGACUUUAAUCUGGACGGCAUGUUCUUUCCGGUGAUGAGCUGCUCCUCGAAGCUGAGCUGUCGCUUCCUCUUUGGCGGCGAUCAUGGGCGCCUCAAGUAUACCCCACCCAUGGGCUUCUCGGCACUGGUGCAGUGCCUGAUGCCGCACCAGAUUCUCAGCCUGGAUCCCUGCUUCUACUUUGGCAAUCUCACCAAAAACGUUCUAGCAGGUCCCUGGCUCAUCGAGGACGACACGGCCUUUGUGCCGAAGCCCGUGGACACCACGGGCGUAACCCUGCCCAGCUCCGUGGACCAAAUCAAGGAGAAGCUGGCGGAGAACAUUCACGAAAUGUGGGCCCUUAACAAGAUCGAGGCGGGCUGGUCGUGGGGCGAACAUCGUGACGACUAUCAUCGCAUUCAUCCGUGCCUAACGCAGUUCGAGAAGCUGCCGGCAGCCGAGAAGCGUUACGACAAUCAAUUGGCUGUACAAACACUCAAGACAAUAAUUUCGUUGGGCUACUACAUAACCAUGGACAAGCCGCCCGCCCGCAUUCGUCCGGUGCGUCUGCCCAACGAGAUCUUCAUGCAGGGCAAUGGCUACAAGCCAGCACCGCUGGACCUCAGUGCCGUCACCCUCACACCCAAGCUCGAGGAGCUUGUCGAUCAGCUGGCCGAGAAUACGCAUAACCUGUGGGCCAGGGAGCGCAUCCAGCAGGGCUGGACAUAUGGCCUCAACGAGGACUCGGACAACCAUCGCAGUCCCCACUUGGUGCCAUACGGGAAGGUGGACGAGGCCAUCAAGAAGGCCAAUCGGGACACCGCCUCGGAGACGGUGCGAACGCUGCUGGUCUAUGGCUAUGUGCUGGAUCCGCCCACAGGCGAGGGAACCGAAGCGCUGCUGGCCGAAGCUCAGCGCCUGAAGUUCGCCGGCUUCCGGACGUACCGCGUGGAGCGCAACUAUGCCGUAACCUCCGGCAAAUGGUAUUUCGAAUUUGAGGUCCUCACCGCGGGACCAAUGCGCGUAGGAUGGGCGCGAGCCGACUGCUAUCCGGGUGCCAUGCUCGGCAGCGAGGACACCAGCUGGGCCUUCGAUGGACACAAUGAAGAGAAAGUCUAUGGUGGCAACAGUGAAUCGUUUGGUAAACAGUGCGGACCCGGUGACAUAGUCGGUGUCUUUCUAGACCUAGCCGAUCACACAAUUAGCUUCUCACUGAACGGAGAACUCCUCAUGGAUGCCCUGGGUGGAGAGACGACCUUUGCCGAGGUCACCGCCGAGGGAGUGGGCUUUGUGCCCGCCUGCACACUGGGCGUCGGCCAGAAGGCACGACUCAUCUAUGGCCAGGACGUGGACUCACUGAAGUUCUUCACCACAUGCGGCCUUCAAGAGGGCUAUGAGCCAUUCUGUGUUAACAUGCGUCGGCCCGUGACCCAUUGGUAUACGAAGGACCAGCCCAUUUUCGAGAACACUGAGGAGAUGCCCGACUGCCGCAUCGAUGUGACGCGUAUUCCUGGGGGAGCAGACACCCCGCCGCAUUUGAAGAUAUCCCAUAAUACGUUCGAGACCAUGGAGAAGGCCAACUGGGAGUUCCUGCGCCUCUCCCUGCCCGUCACCUGCAUGGGUGAGUUCAUCAGCGAGCAGGAGAAGUCGCGCCGCUGGGAGGAGAUCAAGAUACGUCAGUAUCGCCUGAUGCGCGAAGCCCAGGAGGCGGCAGCUCAGAUGCAAACAGCCCAAACGGCCGCCCACAUGGACCACAUGCUCAAGGGCGGCUUCAACAUGAACGACAUCAAGGGUCUGACGCGCAACUUUGACGAUCACACGGAGGCCGAGGCCGAACACAUGAUGCGUCCACCGCGGACGCCGCGCAAGGGCAGCCUCACGCGCAACAUCACCUUCGAGAGCGACAUGUCCGCCGCUCUGGAUGAAAUGCAGCGAUCGACAUCGGUGCUGGAUAUGAACGGUUUGGGGGAGGAGAUCGACGACAAGAAAAAGCGCGGCCGCAGUCCAUUCAAGUUCUUCUCGAAGAAGUCGCGCGAUCAGAGCCGCGAGAAAAUGGGCUCCAGAACGUUGGACACAUCGCUGGAGCGCCGCAACACGGUGGCCCAUGGCCGCAAUGUGGUCAACCAGCAAAUGACAACCCGUGCCCCAACACUGCGUCUAAAUAAUGCGGAGAUUCCAUCCAGUCCGGUGCAACAGGCCCAACAGGGACCCAAGCAGCUGAGCUCCUCGAAUCUGGGGCAACCGCCGGUGGAGUCGUCGGGCAACGAGAUGUUCGACGCCGAUUGCCUCAAGCUGAUCAACGAAUACUUUUACGGCGUGCGCAUAUUCCCCGGCCAGGAUCCCACGCACGUGUACGUGGGCUGGGUGACAACCCAGUAUCAUCUGCACAGCAAGGAGUUCAACAAGAACAAGGUGCGCCGUGGAUCCGUGUACAUUGAGGAUGACUAUGAGGUGCCCAUCGAGCGGAUCGAUCGCCAGAGCUGCUACGUGGUGCGAGCCGAUGAACUGUUCAACGAGGUGACCCAGGAUGCCUCCGGUAAAGGUGCCUCGCAGGGCAUGUUCGUGGGUUGCUUCGUGGACACGGCCACGGGAAUCAUUCGGUUUACGUGCGAGGGCAAGGAAACCUCUCACCGCUGGAUGAUGGAGCCGGACACCAAACUGUUUCCGGCCAUUUUCGUGGAGGCCACCAGCAAGGAGAUUCUCCAGAUUGAGCUUGGUCGCACACCCACCACACUGCCCCUGUCGGCGGCCGUACUGCCGACCAGCGACAAGCACAUCAAUCCCCAGUCCCCGCCGCGUCUGAAGGUGCAGUGCCUGCGGCCGCAUCAGUGGGCCCGUGUGCCCAACACAUCGCUGCAAGUGCACGCCCUGAAGCUGUCGGACAUACGCGGCUGGUCGAUGCUGUGCGAGGAUCCCGUCUCCAUGCUGGCACUGCACAUACCCGAGGAGGAUCGCUGCAUCGACAUACUGGAGCUGAUCGAGAUGGACAAACUGCUCUCCUUCCAUGCUCACAGCCUCACCCUCUAUGCGGCACUGUGCUAUCAGUCCAACUACCGGGCAGCGCACGCCCUGUGUCAGCACGUGGACCAGAAGCAGCUGCUCUAUGCCAUCCGGUCGGAGUACAUGAGCGGUCCGCUGCGGCAGGGCUUCUACGAUUUGCUGAUAGCCCUGCAUCUCGAGUCGCAUGCCACCACGAUGGAGGUGUGCAAGAAUGAGUAUAUCACGCCUCUGGGUGCCGAACUGAAGGAGCUCUAUGCCGACGAGGAGAUGCAGCAUUCGCUGCGCUCCCUCGUCACUGAGUCGGUGCGUCCCCAGUUGCGUAUGACGGAAAUCACACCCCCUGUGAUUGCAACAUCUAGUAUGCCAAGUGUUUCCAGCGAACCGAUACCCAACAUCGACCAAUUGUACUCCCCGAAGUUCCCCCUAGAAGUAGUCAGGCAGUUUGUGAUGGAGGCCCUCAAGGAAGCCGUUGAAAUCAAUCAGGUGCACAAUCGUGAUCCGAUCGGUUGGACCAACGAGAACCUAUUCCUACCCCUCAUUAAGCUCACAGAUCGCUUGCUCUUGGUCGGUGUCCUCACCGACGAAGAUGUACAAAAGCUUUUGGUAAUGGUUGAUCCCGAGACAUGGGAUGCCAAAUUUGAGAAAGAGGGCAAAGAUGAACACCGCAAGGGCCUGCUGACCAUGAAAAUGGCCGAGGGUGCCAAGCUGCAGAUGUGCUAUCUGCUGCACCAUUUGUAUGACACACAGCUGCGGCAUCGGGUGGAAAGCAUCAUUGCGUUCUCGCAUGACUUUGUGGGCGACCUGCAAACCGAUCAGUUGCGUCGUUAUAUCGAGAUCAAACAAUCGGAUCUGCCCAGUGCUGUGGCGGCCAAAAAGACCAAGGAGUUCCGGUGUCCGCCGCGCGAGCAAAUGAACCAGAUAUUGUGCUUCAAGAAUCUCGAGUCCGAUGACCAGGACAACUGCACCUGUGGCCUUGAGUUGCGCGGCCGACUGGGCGACUUUCACGACAGCCUCAUGCAGAAGGUGUCGCUCAAUGCGCUGCAGGAGCCCGACGGUACGGAGAGCGGUACAGCGAUCGAGGAGAUCAAAACGGGGCCCAUCACGAAGAUCUAUAACUUCAUCAAUACAGUCAAGGAGCUGGAGGAGGGGCCCAAGGAGGUGGAGGAGCCGGAAAAGAAGACACCCGAGGAGGUAUUCCGCAAGGUUCUAAUCAAGCAAAUCGUCAGCUGGGCAGAGGAGUCACAAAUCGAGAACCCCAAGCUGGUGCGCGAAAUGUUCAGCCUCCUGCUGCGCCAAUACGACACCGUUGGUGAGUUGGUGCGUGCUCUGGAGAAGACCUAUGUGAUCAAUAAUCGUGCGCGCGAGGAUGUGGCCGAAAUGUGGGUGGGCCUCAGCCAAAUUCGCGCCCUGCUGCCCGUCCAAAUGAGCCAGGAGGAGGAGGAACUGAUGCGCAAGCGACUAUGGAAGCUGGUGAACAACGCCACAUUCUUCCAGCACCCCGAUCUGAUACGCAUUCUGCGCGUGCACGAGAACGUCAUGGCCGUGAUGAUGAACACGCUGGGGCGGCGGGCCCAGGCACAGAGCGAUGCACCCGCCCAGCCCGAGGGCGGCGAGGGUGUGCCCUCGAAGGAGAAGGACACGUCCCACGAGAUGGUCGUGGCCUGCUGUCGCUUUCUGUGCUACUUCUGCCGCACCGGCCGCCAGAACCAGAAGGCCAUGUUCGAUCAUUUUGACUUCCUGCUGGACAACGCCAACAUCCUGCUGGCACGGCCGAGCCUGCGAGGCUCCACACCCCUGGAUGUGGCAUAUUCGAGUCUGAUGGAGAACACAGAAUUAGCUCUGGCGCUUAGGGAACACUACCUGGAGAAGAUCGCCGUGUAUCUGUCCAGGUGCGGACUGCAGAGCAAUUCGGAGCUUGUUGAGAAGGGUUAUCCCGAUCUCGGCUGGGAUCCCGUCGAGGGCGAGCGCUACCUGGACUUUCUGCGCUAUUGCGUGUGGGUCAAUGGCGAGAGUGUCGAGGAGAAUGCGAACCUUGUCAUUCGUCUUCUUAUCCGUCGUCCAGAGUGCUUGGGACCGGCUCUAAGAGGAGAAGGGGAAGGUCUGUUCCGGGCCAUCGUCGAGGCCAAUCGCAUGUCGGAGCGCAUCUCGGAUCGCUGUAAAAUGCAGGACGAGGCCGAGGGCACCACCAUAGCCGGUCUGAAUUUUACACAUCCGCUGCCCGAGAGCGACGAGGACGAGGACUACAUUGACACGGGUGCCGCCAUACUCAAUUUCUAUUGUACGCUCGUCGACCUGCUGGGCCGCUGUGCCCCCGAUGCGUCUGUCAUCGAGCAGGGCAAGAACGAGUCGCUGAGAGCUAGAGCUAUUUUGAGAUCUCUGGUGCCGCUGGAGGACCUGCAGGGUGUGCUCAGCCUCAAGUUCACUCUCUCCCAGACGGGGCCCGGCGAGGAGAAGCCCAAGUCGGACAUGCCCUCGGGCCUACUGCCCAACAACAAGCAGAGCAUUGUGCUCUUCCUGGAGCGUGUCUACGGGAUCGAGACGCAGGAUCUCUUCUAUCGCCUGCUGGAGGACGCCUUCCUGCCCGAUCUGCGCACCGCGACCAUUCUCGAUAAGAGCGAUGGGUCCGAGAGCGACAUGGCUUUGGCCAUGAAUCGCUACAUUGGCAACUCCAUCCUACCCCUCCUCAUCAAGCACUCCAAGUUCUACAACGAGGCGGAGAACUACGCCAGCCUCUUGGAUGCCACUCUGCACACGGUCUAUCGGCUAUCCAAGAAUCGUAUGCUAACCAAGGGGCAGCGGGAGGCCGUCUCCGACUUCCUGGUGGCCCUCACAUCCCAAAUGCAACCUGCCAUGCUGCUCAAGCUGCUGCGCAAGUUGACUGUGGAUGUGUCUAAGCUGUCCGAGUAUACCACGGUGGCAUUAAGGCUGCUGACACUUCACUUCGAUCGCUGCGCCAAGUACUAUGGGUCGACUCAAGGCCAGGGUUCGUACGGGGCGUCGUCGGACGAGGAGAAGCGCCUGACCAUGCUCCUGUUCUCCAACAUUUUUGACUCGCUCAGCAACAUGGACUAUGACCCGGAACUGUUCGGUAAAGCACUGCCCUGCCUCAUUGCCAUCGGAUGCGCCCUGCCGCCCGACUACAGUCUGUCGAAGAACACCGACGAGGACUACUAUGGCCGCCAGAUGGGUGCCCCAGAUCAGCCGCAAUAUGUGCCCCAUCCCAUCGACACGAACAGCGUCCAUUUGGACAACGAUCUGAACUCGCUGGUGCAAAAGUUCAGCGAACAUUAUCACGACGCCUGGGCCAGUCGACGCCUGGAGGGUAGUUGGACCUAUGGCGACAUACGAUCCGAGAGCGAACGCAAGCAUCCCCGCCUCAAGCCCUACAACAUGCUCACUGAAUAUGAACGGGAGCGUUACCGCGAUCCAGUGCGUGAGUGCCUGAAGGGUCUGUUGGCCAUUGGCUGGACCGUGGAGCACUCGGAGGUGGAUGUGCCGCUGAAUCAUCGUGGAUCGACGCGUCGCCAAUCUAAGCCACAAAUUCACGAUUUUCAGAACGAGGGCAGUCCCUUCAACUACAAUCCCCAUCCGGUGGACAUGAGCAACCUAACACUCAGCAGGGAGAUGCAGAACAUGGCCGAACGGCUGGCAGAAAACUCCCAUGACAUUUGGGCCAAGAAGAAGAACGAGGAGCUGAAUGGCUGCGGCGGUGUAAUACACCCACAGCUGGUGCCGUACGAUCUGCUCACGGACAAGGAGAAAAAGAAGGAUCGUGAACGAUCGCAGGAGUUCCUCAAGUACAUGCAGUACCAGGGAUACAAGCUGCACAAACCAUCCAAGGGCGGCGCUGUGGAGGAGGGUGGAGCCACCCAGGCGGCCGUUGAGCUGAGGUUCUCGUACUCGCUGCUGGAGAAGCUAAUCGCGUAUCUGGAUAGGGCCACCAUCAACAUGAAACUGCUGAAACCAUCGACCACGUUCAGUCGUCGCACCUCCUUCAAGACGGCCACGCGCGACAUCAAGUUCUUCUCGAAGGUGGUGCUUCCCCUGAUGGAGAAGUAUUUCUCCACGCACCGCAACUACUUUAUUGCUAUUGCCACGGCCACCAAUAACAUCGGCGCAGCCUCGCUCAAGGAGAAGGAAAUGGUUGCCUCCAUAUUCUGCAAGCUGGCGGCAUUGCUGCGCAACCGCCUGAGCGCCUUCGGGCCGGAUGUGCGCAUCACUGUGCGCUGCCUGCAGGUGCUGGUGAAGGGCAUCGAUGCGCGAACGCUGACCAAGAACUGCCCCGAGUUCAUACGCACCUCCAUGCUGACGUUCUUCAAUCAAACGUCCGACGAUCUGGGCAACACCAUUCUCAAUCUGCAGGACGGCAAGUACAGCCACCUGAGGGGCACACACCUGAAGACCUCCACCUCGCUGGGCUAUGUAAAUCAGGUGGUGCUGCCCGUGCUGACGGCGAUGUUUGAUCAUCUGGCGGCCUGCGAUUACGGCAGCGAUCUGCUGCUCGACGAGAUCCAGGUGGCCUCAUACAAGAUACUGGCAGCACUCUACCACCUGGGCACAGACGGGACACUCACGCACGACCGAAAGUAUCUGAAGACGGAGAUCGAGCGACAUCGUCCGGCGCUGGGCUCAUGCCUGGGCGCGUACAGCUCCUGCUUCCCGGUGGCCUACCUGGAGCCGCAUCUGAACAAGCACAACCAGUACUCGCUGCUGAACCGCAUUGCGGACCACUCGCUGGAGGCUCAGGACAUCAUGGUGAAGAUGGAGCAGUGCAUGCCCAAUCUGGAGACCAUUCUCAGCGAGGUGGACCAGUUCGUGGAGUCGGACAAGACGUACAACGAUGCACCGCACAUUAUCGACGUCAUACUGCCGCUGCUGUGCGCCUAUCUGCCCUUCUGGUGGUCCCAGGGACCGGACAAUGUGAGUCCCACCAGUGGAAAUCAUGUGACCAUGGUCACAGCGGAUCACAUGAACCCCUUGCUGCGGAACGUGCUCAAGAUGAUCAAGAAGAACAUUGGCAACGACAAUGCCCCCUGGAUGACCCGCAUUGCGGCUUACACCCAGCAGAUCAUCAUCAAUACGUCGGAGGAGCUGCUCAAGGAUCCAUUCCUGCCGCUGGCGGAGCGCGUGAAGAAGCGCACAGAGAACAUGCUCCACAAGGAAGACAGCAUGCGGGGCUUCAUCAAGUCGGCCACCGACGACACGUCCCAGGUGGAGACGCAGCUGCAGGAGGACUGGAAUCUGCUCGUGCGCGACAUUUACUCAUUCUAUCCGCUGCUGAUCAAGUAUGUCGAUCUGCAGCGCAACCACUGGCUGAAGGACAACAUACCCGAGGCCGAGGAGCUCUACAAUCAUGUGGCCGAGAUCUUCAACAUCUGGUCGAAGAGCCAGUACUUCCUCAAGGAGGAGCAGAACUUUAUAUCUGCCAACGAGAUUGAUAACAUGGCACUGAUCAUGCCCACGGCCACUCGGCGUUCUGCCAUAUCGGAGGGCGCCCCCGCCGUGGGGGGAAAGGUGAAGAAGAAGAAGAAGAACAGGGACAAGAAACGGGACAAGGACAAGGAGGUGCAGGCGAGUCUGAUGGUUGCCUGCCUGAAGCGUCUGCUGCCCGUCGGCCUCAAUCUGUUCGCUGGGCGGGAGCAGGAGCUGGUGCAGCACUGCAAGGAUCGCUACCUGAAGAAGAUGACCGAAUACGAUGUGAUCGAGUUUGCGCGCAUGCAACUGACGCUGCCAGACAAGCUGGAUCCUUCGGACGAGAUGUCCUGGCAGCACUAUCUCUACUCGAAGCUGGGCAAGAGCGAGGAGCCCUUGGAUGAGCAGGCCCUGGAGAAAGCGAAUUCCAAUUCGAACGAAAAGGGCAAGGACAAGACGCAAGAGACAGUGGAUCGCAUUGUGGCCAUGGCCAAGGUGCUGUUUGGCCUUCAUAUGAUCGACCAUCCGCAACAGCAGAGCAAGAAUGUGUACAGGAGCGUUGUGUCGAUCCAAAGGAAGCGUGCCGUAAUCGCAUGUUUCCGUCAGACAUCGCUACACUCUCUACCCAGACAUCGCGCCUGCAACAUCUUUGCACGCACAUAUCACGAGCAAUGGCUGAACGAGGAGAAUGUCGGCCAGGAGGUGAUGGUGGAGGAUCUGACACAGACAUUCGAGGAUUCGGAGAAGUCCAAAAAGGACGAGGAGGAGACAGACAGCAAGCCCGAUCCGCUUACCCAAUUGGUGACCACAUUCUGUCGCGGUGCCAUGACCGAACGCAGUGGUGCCCUGCAGGAGGAUUUGCUCUACAUGUCGUAUGCCCAAAUCACGGCCAAGUCCUGUGGCGAGGAGGAGGAGGAGGGCGGCGAAGAUGGCGAGGGCGGUGAGGGUGCCGAAGAGGGUGAAGGCACCAGCAUCCAUGAACAAGAGAUGGAGAAGCAGAAGCUGCUCUUCCAUCAGGCCCGUCUGUCGAAUCGUGGCGUUGCCGAAAUGGUGCUGUUGCACAUUUCCGCCUCCAAAGGUAUACCUUCGGAGAUGGUAAUGACGACACUCAAUCUCGGCAUCGCUAUAUUGCGCGGCGGCAACAUCGACAUCCAAAUGGGCAUGCUCAACCAUCUCAAGGAGAAGAAGGAUGUGGGAUUUUUCACAUCGAUUGCGGGCCUCAUGAACUCCUGUAGUGUCCUCGAUCUGGACGCCUUUGAGCGUAACACCAAAGCAGAGGGUCUUGGUGUAGGUUCCGAGGGGGCGGCAGGCGAGAAGAACAUGCACGAUGCGGAGUUCACAUGCGCACUCUUCCGGUUCAUCCAGCUGACCUGCGAGGGCCACAACUUGGAGUGGCAGAACUAUCUGAGGACACAGGCUGGCAACACGACAACGGUCAAUGUGGUCAUCUGCACUGUGGAUUAUUUGCUGCGGCUGCAGGAGUCCAUCAUGGACUUCUACUGGCACUACUCCAGCAAGGAGAUCAUCGAUCCGGCCGGCAAGGCAAACUUCUUCAAGGCCAUCGGUGUGGCCAGCCAGGUGUUUAACACCCUCACCGAGGUCAUCCAGGGUCCCUGCACCCUCAAUCAGCAGGCUUUGGCCCACUCUCGUCUGUGGGAUGCUGUCGGUGGCUUCCUGUUUCUGUUUUCGCACAUGCAGGACAAGCUAUCGAAGCACUCCAGCCAGGUGGAUCUGCUGAAGGAGCUGCUCAAUCUGCAAAAGGAUAUGAUCACCAUGAUGCUCUCUAUGCUGGAAGGAAAUGUCGUCAAUGGUACCAUUGGCAAACAGAUGGUGGACACUCUGGUGGAGUCUGCGUCGAAUGUGGAGCUGAUCCUCAAGUACUUUGAUAUGUUCCUCAAGCUGGCCGACCUCAUCGAGUCACCCAGCUUCCACGAGAUUGACAUGAAGAACGAGGGCUGGGUCACACCCAAGGACUUUAGGGAGAAAAUGGAGCAAUCGAAGAACUACUCACUGGAAGAAAUGGAUUUCCUUUUGGCUUGUUGCGAACGCAAUCACGAGGGAAAGAUUGACUACAGAGCCUUCGUGGAACGCUUCCAUGAACCAUCAAAGGAGAUCGGUUUCAACCUGGCCGUUCUGCUGACCAACCUGAGCGAGCAUAUGCCGAAUGAGCCGCGUCUGGCGCGCUUCCUGGAGACGGCCGGCUCGGUGCUGAACUACUUCGAGCCGUUCCUGGGUCGCAUUGAGAUCUUGGGCAGCUCGAAGCGCAUCGAGCGGGUCUACUUCGAGAUCAAGGACUCGAACAUCGAGCAGUGGGAGAAGCCGCAGAUCCGCGAAUCGAAGCGUGCCUUCUUCUACUCCAUCGUCACCGAGGGCGGUGACAAGGAGAAGCUCGAGGCCUUUGUUAACUUCUGUGAGGAUGCCAUCUUUGAGAUGACCCAUGCCUCUGGCCUGAUGGCCACCGAUGAUGGCGGCGGCAACGUGAAGCGCGACACCGCCUACAGUUCGUACAUGAGCGAGGAGGAGGAGGAGCGCGCCGCUCGGGAUCCCAUCAGACGCACCAUCACUGCCGUCAAGGAAGGCCUCAAGUUCGGUGUCCACAUGCUGAGUCCGGCGAACAUCAAGCACCAAAUUGGCGUCAUGCAGACCAAGUCCAUCCCCGAGCUGAUUGUCGGCUUCUUCAAGAUCAUCUUCUACAUGUUCUACUACACGGGUUACGCGCACUUCUGUGUGGUGCGCUACAUCUUUGGCAUACUGCUGAACCUGAUGCGCGGCCCCGCGCCCGAGCAGGAGGACCAGCUGCCGGUGGUCGAGGAGGAGACGUUUGGCCGAGCACUGCCGCCGCUGCCGUUGGAAGAGCCACCCGGAACUGUUCAGGCUUUUGGCUUGGACAUAAACAAGGCGGAUAACGGCGAGUACAAGGUUGUGGUUCAUGAAUCUCCUGCCAACUCCUCGAUGGAGGAAGGUGGCGAAUCCAGUCCCGAGGAUGGCGCAGCUGUGGCCGGGGAACUGGCCGAGGGCGAGCCCCACCAGGAGCCCAUCUCCAUUGUUGAUCUGCUGGGCGGAGAUGCCGCCAAGAAGGCCGCUCAGGAGCGACAGGAGGCGCAAAAGGCCCAAGAGGCGGCCAUGGCCUCCAUCGAAGCCGAGGCAAAGAAGUCGUCGGCAGCCCCACAGGAAACGCCCGCAGUUCAUCAGAUCGACUUCUCGCAGUACACGCACAGGGCAGUCAGCUUCCUGGCGAGGAACUUCUACAACCUGAAAUACGUCGCCUUGGUGCUGGCCUUCAGCAUCAACUUCAUGCUGCUCUUCUACAAGGUCACCUCAUUCGAGAGCGAGUCCGAGGGCUCUGCCGAGGAGGAACUCAUUCUGGGCUCCGGCUCGGGGGCAGGUGUGGACAUGAAUGGAUCUGGUUUUGGUGGCUCUGGUGACGGCGGGUCCGGGGAUGGGGAAAUGGAGGAUGAAAUACCGGAGCUUGUGCACGUCGACGAGGAUUUCUUCUAUAUGGCGCACGUGCUGCGUAUUGCAGCCUGUCUACACUCGCUUGUGUCCCUGGCCAUGCUGAUCGCCUACUACCACCUGAAGGUGCCGCUGGCUAUAUUCAAGCGCGAGAAGGAGAUUGCCCGACGUCUGGAGUUCGAUGGCCUCUUCAUUGCCGAGCAGCCGGAGGACGAUGAUUUCAAGUCGCACUGGGACAAGCUGGUCAUAUCGGCCAAGAGUUUCCCGGUCAACUACUGGGACAAGUUCGUCAAGAAGAAGGUGCGACAAAAGUACAGCGAGACAUACGAAUUCGAUUCCAUCUCGAAUCUGCUGGGCAUGGAGAAGAGCGCCUUCACAGCGCAGGAGAGCGAGGAGACGGGCAUCUUCAAGUACAUCAUGAACAUUGACUGGCGCUAUCAGGUAUGGAAGGCGGGCGUCACCUUCACGGACAACGCCUUCCUCUACUCGCUGUGGUACUUCAGUUUCUCGGUGAUGGGAAACUUCAACAACUUCUUUUUCGCUGCCCAUCUGCUGGAUGUGGCCGUUGGCUUCAAGACACUGCGCACCAUCCUCCAGUCGGUUACGCACAACGGCAAGCAACUGGUCCUGACCGUCAUGCUGCUCACCAUCAUUGUUUACAUCUACACGGUGAUAGCAUUCAAUUUCUUCCGCAAGUUCUACAUACAGGAGGAGGAUGAGGAGGUGGACAAGAAGUGCCAUGACAUGCUGACGUGCUUCGUCUUUCAUUUGUACAAGGGCGUUAGAGCGGGCGGAGGCAUUGGUGACGAGAUUGGCGAUCCUGAUGGGGAUGACUAUGAGGUGUAUCGCAUCAUCUUUGACAUUACCUUUUUCUUCUUCGUCAUCAUUAUCCUGCUGGCCAUCAUCCAGGGUCUGAUCAUUGACGCCUUCGGUGAGCUCCGUGACCAGCUGGAGUCGGUCAAGGAUAACAUGGAAUCGAACUGCUUCAUAUGCGGCAUGGGGAAGGACUUCUUCGACAUAGUGCCGCAUGGCUUCGAUACCCACGUCCAGAAGGAGCAUAAUCUGGCCAACUACAUGUUCUUCCUGAUGCAUUUGAUCAACAAACCGGACACCGAGUACACCGGCCAGGAGACGUACGUGUGGAAUAUGUACCAGCAGCGCAGCUGGGACUUCUUUCCGGUGGGUGACUGUUUCCGCAAGCAAUACGAGGAUGAAUUGUCUGGCGGCGGCGGUGGCGGUUAGCCGCUGUCGCCAGCAUUCCUACCUACCAUCUGAUCGCUAUCUGGGCACAACUCGGUCCAAGGACUUGGCACCUAAUUUGUAUCUACUACUACUGAUUCAUCUGGAAUUUGUUACCUAGUCAACUUUAUAGAUGUAAUUUAAGACGUACACAAAAAUGUACCCAAAUAAUCGUUUAAACUUUAAU
This is a messenger RNA of Drosophila guanche, 15778 nucleotides long. It is a transcript of the gene RyR, whose product is annotated as ryanodine receptor. Gene Ontology annotation, cellular component: sarcolemma; smooth endoplasmic reticulum; sarcoplasmic reticulum membrane. Lineage: Eukaryota; Metazoa; Arthropoda; Insecta; Diptera; Drosophilidae. Gene Ontology annotation, biological process: intracellular calcium ion homeostasis; calcium ion transmembrane transport. The transcript has 27 exons. The record is from RefSeq and is a predicted model, not a curated record. Bases 190 to 15594 code for a protein of 5134 amino acids. Gene Ontology annotation, molecular function: ryanodine-sensitive calcium-release channel activity; protein binding.